This is a messenger RNA of Mangifera indica (mango), 1237 nucleotides long. RefSeq names its product mitogen-activated protein kinase homolog D5-like. Gene Ontology annotation, biological process: intracellular signal transduction; protein phosphorylation. The transcript is spliced from 4 exons. Bases 159 to 659 code for a protein of 166 amino acids. Gene Ontology annotation, molecular function: protein serine/threonine kinase activity; ATP binding. Gene Ontology annotation, cellular component: nucleus; cytoplasm. Lineage: Eukaryota; Viridiplantae; Streptophyta; Magnoliopsida; Sapindales; Anacardiaceae. The record is from RefSeq and is a predicted model, not a curated record.
UUUGUAGGCAUGGCUCACAACAAGGAGGAGAGGGACAAAACGCAGCGUUUUGUUCUAGGAGCAUUAAUUAUUAUUUAACAUAAACGAGAUAGCCAUACAUCUCCCCUGACCCGAAAAAACACAAAAUACGCAUAAACGAAAACAAAGACAACGUCGAAAUGGAGGGAGGAGGUGCUGCGGCCCAGCAGGCAGACACGGAGAUGGAAGAGGCGCCAUUAGACCCUCAACAGCCACCGGCGGCGGGGAUCGAGAACAUCCCGCCCACGUUGAGUCAUGGGGGACGAUUUAUUCAGUACAACAUAUUUGGGAACAUAUUUGAAGUGACGGCGAAGUAUAGGCCGCAUAUUAUGCCCAUCGGGAAGGGCGCAUAUGGCAUCAUUUGUUCGGCGUUGAAUUCGGAGACAAAUGAGCAUGUGGCAAUAAAGAAGAUAGCAAAUGCAUUCGAUAAUAAGAUUGAUGCAAAGAGGACUCUUCAUGAGAUCAAGUUGAUUCGACACAUGGAUCAUGAAAACGUGAUCUGGUUGCAGAGUUUGAAAGUUAAGUACACAAACAGCCACACGGCUAUAGAAAUGGAGAAAAUAUUAAGAAUUUUGAAGAAUAAACUAUUAGAUCAUUUGCUUUACAAUCUUAGGCCUCAUCAUGCUGCUAUGGCAUCAUAAACUUAUUGUAAUGAUAAGAGGAAUGUGAAGCUGGCAGGGCAGCAAUGUAAGCAAAGGAAAUCUACUGAAGCAGCAUGUGAUCAGUUCUGAAAGUGGAUUAAAGAAAGCCAAAAAAAAAAAAACCUCAAAAAAUUUAGGUUCACUAACACGAAACAGCUAGUGACUUGGAGAAAAUCUAAAAACGGUUAAUGCCACAAACCACUAGAUCAUUGCUUCACGGAUUUGGGGCUUCAUCAUGUCACCAUGUCAAAAAAUGCAGUGGCAGGGUGAUACAGACCUGGAUUUCUGUUUUGAAGCUGCUCUUCACUGCUGCUGGAUUAGUGGUAUCAUGAUGUUUGCUUGAGAUUUUAAUGUGUUUAGGGAUGAAAUAGAUGCUGAAGAUGUGGUGCUGCGUUGGCUCUUCCUUGCUGCUGCACUCCUGUUACUGGACUAGUACUGGAAAAGAAAUCUGGAAUUUACGUAUUAUAGCUACUGUUGUAUUGAAUGAUAAAUGUACUUAAAUAUCAUAACAAUAUUUGUAAACUGAUACUUGUAUUGAAAAGAUUUUCCAGAAUUACAAUAGAAGUUCAAUUGAUCCA